GCGCGCAUGCGCGCGCGCCCGCGGCGGCCCUCCUUCUUUCCCCGUCGGCCAACAUGGCGGGCGUGGAGCGGUCUGAGGCGAUCGCCGCCGCCCAGAGCCACCUCAACGGGCAGCUGGAGGCGGACGACAAGGAGGAACCGGCCGCCAUGGCCGAGGAGGCCGCCAAGAAGAAGAAGAGGAAGAAGAAGAAGAGCAGAGGCCCCGCGGCCGGGCAACAGGAAGCUGAGAAAGAAUCAGGAACUUCUGCUGAUGAGGUAGCAAAACAGCUGGAAAAACAAGUGCUGGAGGAAAAAGAAAAAGAUGAUGAAGAAGAGGAUGGAGAUGGUGAUGGAGAUGGAGCUGCAGGAAAGAAAAAGAAGAAGAAGAAAAAGAAGAAAGGACCAAAGGUUCAGACGGAUCCACCUUCCCUUCCAAUCUGUGACCUGUAUCCUGGUGGUGUAUUUCCAAAAGGACAAGAAUGCGAGUACCCACCAACUCAAGAUGGGAGAACUGCUGCCUGGAGAACUACCAGUGAUGAAAAGAAAGCGUUAGAUCAAGCCAGUGAAGAGAUAUGGAAUGAUUUUCGGGAAGCUGCUGAAGCACACAGACAAGUGAGAAAAUAUGUCAUGAGCUGGAUUAAGCCCGGAAUGACAAUGAUAGAAAUCUGUGAAAAGCUGGAAGAUUGCUCCCGCAAACUCAUAAAAGAGAAUGGCUUAAACGCAGGCCUUGCAUUCCCCACUGGAUGUUCUCUGAAUAAUUGUGCAGCCCACUACACUCCCAAUGCUGGCGACCCAACAGUAUUGCAGUACGACGAUAUCUGUAAAAUUGAUUUUGGCACACACAUUAGUGGCCGGAUCAUUGACUGUGCUUUUACUGUCACUUUCAAUCCAAAAUAUGAUACACUACUAAAAGCUGUAAAAGAUGCCACUAACACUGGAAUAAAAUGUGCUGGAAUCGAUGUCCGUCUUUGUGAUGUUGGAGAAGCCAUCCAAGAAGUUAUGGAAUCUUAUGAGGUUGAAAUCGAUGGCAAAACAUAUCAAGUGAAACCAAUUCGUAAUCUGAAUGGACAUUCGAUUGGACAGUAUAGAAUACAUGCUGGGAAAACUGUGCCCAUUGUGAAAGGAGGAGAAGCGACUAGAAUGGAGGAAGGAGAAGUAUAUGCCAUAGAAACUUUCGGUAGCACGGGAAAAGGUGUGGUCCAUGAUGACAUGGAAUGUUCACAUUAUAUGAAGAACUUUGAUGUUGGACAUGUGCCAAUAAGACUCCCAAGAGCAAAACACUUGUUAAACGUUAUCAACGAAAACUUUGGCACCCUUGCGUUCUGCCGCAGGUGGCUAGACCGGCUGGGAGAAAGUAAAUACUUAAUGGCUCUGAAGAACCUGUGUGAUUUGGGUAUAGUGGAUCCGUACCCACCCCUCUGCGACAUUAAAGGCUCGUACACAGCACAGUUUGAGCAUACCAUACUGUUGCGCCCAACAUGUAAAGAAGUUGUCAGUAGAGGAGAUGACUAUUAAACUUAAAUCAAAGGCCACCUCAACAUCUUUAUAUCCUAUGCUUUGUUGGAACGCAUUAUGCCAGAGUAAUUUGCAACAUAUUGUCCGUUUUAACAGUG
Messenger RNA from Tachyglossus aculeatus (Australian echidna), 1591 nucleotides. RefSeq names its product methionyl aminopeptidase 2 (gene METAP2). The transcript is spliced from 11 exons. Gene Ontology annotation, biological process: proteolysis. The coding region runs from base 54 to 1493 and encodes 479 amino acids. The record is from RefSeq and is a predicted model, not a curated record. Lineage: Eukaryota; Metazoa; Chordata; Mammalia; Monotremata; Tachyglossidae. Gene Ontology annotation, molecular function: metalloaminopeptidase activity.